AUGUCCACACGUGAUAGCAUUGGGAGCAGUGAGUCUAGCGAUAGUGAUGUGUUGGGAGUAGGGAAUAGAUUUCUCGAGGACCAGGUCACUGCGGUCAAUCAGAACGUGGCCGCUACCGAUAGUCAUGUGAGAAGCAUAGCCGACGCCGAGAACGUGAACUUCAUCGACGACGGACGGAAUAGUGGAAGGACGGGAAUGGAGAUGGAUAGCAGUGAUAAUAGAGAUCGCCUCGGCCUCAGUUUCUCAGGACCGCUUACUGUAGACAUCAGGUCGAGUGCUGCGAAUAAUAUGUUAGUGUCAGGACCACCCCCAGGACUGACGGAUAGAAACUUGGAGAUCGUGGCGGCAAUGGAUAGUGUGGGGAGGUCGGGAGGACUGGGCUAUGCCGGAAUAGCGGACACGUCGGGCACUCAGGGGAGGGACGCAGACGAAGGUUUGCAGGAGUUGCUCGCAAUCCCGUCGAUAGCAGAUAGAGGGGAUGCCGUAAUGCAGCUCAGCAUGCUUGCAAGCCGUCCUGUAGUGUUUGAUCCAGUUAUGGGAGCUACAGAUUUAAAUGAGUAUAGGGCCGGAAGAGGUGAGAUAGAAGCGGGAAACGCUAGGACUCCGACGCUUGCUAUCGAGGAUCUGGCUGGAAUAGAUGAAAGGAUGGAAGAGGGACCGUUCGUCAUCCCCUCCGAGCCUGUGUCCCACAGGACGAAUUACGAGUCAACGGGAGGUGCCAAGGGAAUCACUGGUUCCAGGUUAGAAAUGGCGAUCGAGGACAGAGUGGAUAGUCUUGCAGUGUCAUCAUCGUCAGAUCAUGAUAGGACGAUCAGGAGGAAUGAUGAUGGAAUAGAUGCGAUGAUGCUCAGUGGCGAGCUCGGUGCGGAGGGCGAUCGAACGAGAAGUGCGGAUAGCGGACAUUGGAUGGGCAGAGGGAAUGGAGAUGAUCUCGUUCCAGGAGUGUAUUCGAAUAGUGCGACCAUGAUUGGGAAUGUCGGUGCCGAUCCUACAGACCUGGAGUUGAUAGCUAAGGGAUCGUCAGCGGUAGCGCAGAACGUGGUCAGUGGGAGCGAUGAUAGAGCACUGUCUGUAUUUUCAUCUACAGGUCUCUCGGAGGCAUCACCAGGCGGGAACGUUGAAGCGUUGAAGGAUGUGAGGAUGGGUCAGACUACGACGAUCGGAAUAGAGUGGGGAUCCCAUGGAAUCCGGAGUACGCUCGAGGAAACGGGGGUCAUCACUGACAUGGACUUUGCGAAGUUCUUCACAGAUCAGGGGCCAGGAGAGCCUGGAUCAACGCCCAUGACGAUGCAAUCGGAGUCGCAGGAACGGUGGAAUGCUGGGAUAUAUGGACUGCGUAAGCAACGAGCGGAGCAGGCCGUUAAGGAGAUGAACCAGAUAGCCGAGAGCGUCCCCGCAGCGAAGAAGUCGAAGUCGACAGAAAUUGGGGGACCGAUCCAUCAGGCAGGAAUGAUCACCCCGGAUCAGGGUAGCGAAGGAUGGGGCAAUCGAUCCCCGGCUCCACGAUCUCCUGGGAUAGGUGGGCAGUACGAGCAUUUCGGGAUCGAUACUCCUCCUGAAGGACGAGGCAGGAACGACGAGAUGAGGGCAACAUCAUCCCCACCCAGGCGGGCAAAGGUGAGAGCUCCUGCUGAUCCGGACAAAUCGUCGUUGGGAGAGAUAGAUGGCAGGAUAGAUGACUUGCAGACGGUGGUUGUGGACACGCAGACCGACGUAGCCAAGCUUAAGGAGCUGAAAGAGAUGAGUCGGAUCAUGGACGGGAGCGUCAGCGAGGAUAGGAUGGAUGAUGCAAUGGCUCCGCAACUGACCGAGGGAGCAAUGCAGCUCGCACGGAGAAUGAGACGGCAGGUCGAAAACGUGAAGGUGCUCAAGACCUCUGUUACGACUAGAUUGAAGGGAGUGGAGGAGCGAUUGUCCACAGCGGAACAUUCAGCGGACAUAGCCAAACAGAGUACCGGGACGAAGAUCACCACGUUAGAAACAGGAUUGAAUGAGGUGAGACGUGGCAUAGGUGUAGUCUUCUCGAGUAUGCAAAUGCGACACGAGAAUGGAACAUGGAAGAACGAGAGACUGGAUAAAGUAGAGACGGUUUUGAAUAGACAGUGGGACCAGAUCAAGAUAGCGGGCGAGGAACUAAGGAAGCUGAAGUCCAAGGGGAGCCAGAAAGCCGGAACAGAUACGGCAUCGUCGUCACAUUGCAACAGCCAAGGAAAAGGUCCUGGAUGCGGAUGCAGAGAACCUGGCGAGGGUCACGGCACGUGCAUAGAUGGGGCAGUGCGGGGCGAAACCAAGAAGCUGAGUGAAGUGGUUCUGGCGCAGAAGGAACACAUAAUGACCGUCGCGAGAGAGGUGAUAAAGAACCGCAAAAGCGUGGCUGAGAUUGUGGCGAACAUGACAAAGGUUCACAAGACUUGCGAGAAUGUCGCUGCAAGGACAGAUCGGAUGGAUGAGAAGAGAAACGGAGAACAGGCCUGGGUAAAGGAUACCGUGCGAAAGAUGGAAAAGACAAUGGAAUCAAUGUCGAGCCGUAUGAUAGAUGAGCAGAAGAGAGUCACGGGCGAAUUUAUCCUUGUCAAUGCUCGAAUUGAUGAGAGCGCACGGAACGAAGGGGUAGGCAAGAUGCGAGGAAACAGCGCAGAGAUAGGAAAGCCACCGACCAUGACACGCGGACGAGAUAGUCACGGUGGGAGUGGGGGAGCCGACGGAAGAGCCAGGAGCGACAACGCCCGAGGGAUAGAGGCUUCGAGGCCGGAGUUGGCAGGUCCUGUGGUAGAUCGAAGGAUUGAGAGUAGAUGCAUUGUGUUAGAACAGCAGGUGACCAAGAUCACUAGUCAAUUGCAGGGAUUGACCACUGUGAAUGAGCGGAUCGUGAGGGAGAACGCUAGCCUGACCAGUGAGAUAGAAAGCAUGAAGGGGGAGAACAAAGGAGUGACAGAAUCGGUAGCGCGGAUGAUCCGGGAUAAUAGAGAUGAGGUAUCUAAAAUGAGAGCGGAUCUCGAUCUUCGUAGUAGAGAAAUGAUUGAACUCAAAGAGAAGAACGAGCAGUUGGAGGCAACGGUACGAGAGUAUGAGCGGAGACUGGAGCAGGUGAAACGAAACGAUAGCAUUAAAGCAGAGCUGGAUAGCAUGUGGAAUAGAAUCGGUGAGAUCGCCAAGCAGAGCUCCGAGUACGCUAUGCCGGCGCCGGCUGCGGGAGGUGCUUCGAACGCUGGCUCCGCAAGACCAAGCGGAGGGUAUAACAAGUUCAAGGACACCAGAGGGAUGGAGAAAUGCAACGAGAUAUCGAUAGCGAAGGAGCCAUCAUCCGGGGAAGUAGGACUGUGGCUGGGCGAUGUUGCCCACACUGCGAAGGCUGCGUAUCUAUAUGACGGGGACUAUGCAUACACGCAGGUAUUGAGGGUACGCGAAAGGAGCGAAGCGAUGAUAGACAUGGAACUCAAGUAUCCUGCGUUGGAGAACCAGCUUUUUAGCGGAUUAAAGAGAGCAAUAAAGUCAGAGUCAUUGUCGGCGAAGGUGAAGAUGGAGAUGUACAAGACUCAGCAAGUGGGGGAUGGAAAGCCGAUGACGGCCAUGAGAUUGCUUACGCUGAUAGUAAAGCAUGUUGAGAUCCCGAUUGCAAAAGAGAGUCAGGUGCUGUACGAUGGCCUGAGUAGCACGAAGGUGAUGAGUUUCCCGGGGAAGCCCGAAGAGGAGGCACUGGAGGAGUUCAUGACUAGAUGGGAUCUAGCGCACACGAACCUUACAGGACUGAAAGGCAAUACCUGGAGCGAGCAACAGCUGGGAUGGAUGUUGCAUUCGAAAGUGCAGAGAGUUCAGGUGCUGAACCACGAUAUUGAGGCAUGGAGACUGCUUCCGGACGAGGCCAAGACUCAUACCUGGUUGCGAAAGAGAAUCAAGGAUAGACUGGAGAUGUGGAGAGCGGACAAGAACAUAGACGAGGCAUCAAUGCGGGUGAGUCGACAGGCAUUCACGAGUGGGUACGGGGAAAUAGCUACGGAAGAGGGAUAUCUGUGGGAAGAGGCAGGGACGGACUUUCGCAGGCGGGGAGAGCCGAUGACCCGAAGAAUAGAUAUGGCCAGCGAGGAUAGCCAGGUAUAUGCGGCCAUGCCUGUGGUACGACAAGGGGAUGAUGGCGCCGAAGGCACGCAUAAGGGAAUACUGGUGACAACGACAGGCAGGGAGCGAGUGAAGAAGGGUAAUAGGCGAGUCAAGGGGUUGGGCUCCGAAGAGACGGGGAUAGCAGGACUGGAUAUAUGCUAUUGGAAAGGACACACAGCUGAUAAGAUGGUACGAAAAUGCAAAAACGUACACAAGAAGGGGUAUGUACAUGAUGUGAAACGAUAUCCCGUGAUUGAAGAGGCAAAGGCAAGGCUACGAGGAAUAUCCCUAGCCGAAGAGGUCGUGCUGGACAUACUUGCCGGGGAGCAAGGCGAGGAAGGUAGGGAUGCAUCAAGACUGGCUGAUAGGAUAGUGGAGGAAUGCAGGAGAAUAGGUAUAGUCGACGAGAGAUUCCGCGUGAAUAGUCGAGAGGUUAGUCAACCGGCGGCGUCUGCACAACAUUGCUUGCCCCCGGUAAUGAGACGAUGGAUGAUAGACUCGGGGUGCGCUAUGGAUCUAAUAGCAGAAGCAGACCUCACCCAGGAUGAAAAAGAUAUGGCCAUUGAGGCGAAGAAGGUGAGGUUCAACACUGCCAACGGCAACACCACGUCAAAGCAAGAGAUAUGCAUGGAUAUACAAGGGAUGCCUGAGACGAUGAGGAUUAGAAUGCUAGAGAGUACUCCCGCUGUUCUAUCAAUGGGGAGGAGAUGUAUGAAAAUGGGAUAUUCAUUUCAUUGGCUGGCGGGUGCAAACCCCGUGUUCGUCAAACCUGAUUCGAGCUUGAUAGUGCUAAAAGUCAUCGGGGAUAUCCCAUACAUGGUGGAUAGAAUGUCAACGGUUGUUAACGAAAGUGAGCGUAAUGACUAUCACAUCUAUCCUGCUAUGCCAGCGCCUCUUGCGAUUGAACUGCCCGUGCGAGGAAAUUCCAGUCCGAGGAGACUUGAAGAGAAACAGGAUGAAUGUAGCCCCAAAAGCGUGGACUCGGACACGGAUAGAGACACCGAGGAGGAACCGAUAGGAAAGGCCACCAACGACGACGGGAGGCUACUAGACAAGUGGAUGUUAACGGGUAAUAAAGCGGUGUGUUUCCAUAACAAACCAAGAACGAAGACUUGCGAUCCAUGGUUUGAAACACUGAAAUUCCCAGAGAUACAUGCACUUGUGCCGCGAUUCGCCGAGAGAUGUAGAUCCAAACGUGUGUACAAAGAUGGCAAAACCGUGGCGGAAUGGAUAGACUGGGUGGACAAGUACAAUGAGGGAGAGAAUAGAGACGCGGAAGAGGACUUAUGGACAGGCAAGACCAUGUUCAAGAUAGAAGGGCUCACAUUCGAAGGAGCGGAUGCAGGAGAAGCGGUGCAGAGCGAUAGCGCGAAGGUGAGAAAACAUAUCUUGAAUAGAAUGGCUGCGGAUGAAGACGCGGGGCUAGAUGACCUGACGAUGAUGCUGGACAAGAAUAUCGGUACCGGUGGGGAGGCAGAGACGCUAGUCGAGAUAGCAAGGUCGAGGAACGGACCGGAGAGGUGGGGAUACUCAUUUAUCAGUUGGGCACAGAAGCAGGAAUGCCGGGACGACGAUAUCAUCAUACUGCGCGUGUGCAUGCUUGUGGUGAUAGGAAAGGCACGUCACCGACGAUUGAGAGCCCCAACGAUGUGUCUCAUUGAGCAGCCCCAGGAUCCCGAGACGUAUUGGGAUGAUACGCCAGAAGGGGGAUACGCAUCAUUGUGGGCGACAGAAGAAUGGGAUAGGACGAGUGCCAUCCUAGGAACGAAGCUAUUCAGUUUUGAUCAGGGACCGAUGGGACACUCUAGGAAAAAGCCGACAACGAUAGCGACUGACGCAGAGUUGAUAGGAUGGGCGGUCAAUCUUAGAGGACCAGGGACUGGAGCGACGAAUGAUAGCAGUGAUAAAAGCAAGGGCGAGAUGAGCGAAUCGCAGAAUUGGGCGGAGUGGGCACCGGGAUUAGUGCGAGCCAUUAAGGAGACUAUGCGUAAGCACCACCGAGUAUCAUCAGUGGCCGAAAAGGGGAUAGACGAGAGGAAUAGGGAGACAACGAUAGAACAAGAUGAUAGUGAUGGUCGACUGAGAACGACGUUCUACUGCGCCGCGUGUAAGGCUGAUUCAUCCGGGGUAUGCGGGUUUUGUGAAAGAGCUUUAAGUCCUGAGCAGAUUGACGCGGGACAAAGCGCACGCAAUAUGACGGAUGCGGAGUUUCAGCUCGUCCGCGGAAUAAAGAAGAAUACGGAUGAUGACCUAAGGAUCGCGGAGCAAGUCGUCGCUGUACCCGGCGAAGAAGAAGGCACCGAAAACGAAGGCGAAUUGGAUGUUGAUAUAGAUUUGCCCGGAAUAGCCGACGAAGAACAGGCCAGAAGAGGAGUGGGAGAGCCUCAGAAGGAUGAUAGCGCCGGUGGCAUGGGAGAGGUGGAACAAACAGAGGCAGAAGUCGGACCUGCAGAUCAAGUUCGAGUUGCGGAUAGACUUGGCGAAGGGAUAGGGUCGAGCAAAGCUGUGAGCAUUCGGAGAGCAAGAUACUCACCGGAGUAUGCAAAAUCGGCGGAACAUUUGCUCACGCAUCUCCCAAAGAACAUGCACUGCGUUGCCUGUCGACAAGGCAAAGCAAUAAACGUUCCCUUCAACAGGGGCGAAGGCAUCACCGACAAGGGUGCCGAGAAGUUCGGGGAGAGGGUCACUGCUGACACGAUAGUUCUUCGCAGCAACAAAGACAAGGGAAUCCGCGGAGAAAAUAAUGCAAUCGUGAUGUUCGACUUCAAGACACAGUGGAUACACUGCACGCCCGUAAAGUCCAGGGGAACGGAUGAGUUUGUGCGAGCUAUCAAUGAGUUCCGAGGCCCAGAUAUGGUAGUGCAUUUAUACGCAGACGGAGCCGGUGAAUUCUCAAAAGCCUGCGACGUCAUAGGAACUUGCAGGGCGACUUCUACACCCGGAUUACCCCGAACGAAUAGCAUAGCGGAGCUCAAGGUCAAAGAAGUAAUCUACGGUGGCAGAGUAUUGCUGAGACAAGCAGGACUAGAACCGAAGUGGUGGCCGUACGCUGUGCAGACGUUCUGCUUCCAUAGGAACGUACAACAAGUGGACGGGGUAAGCCCGUACGGGAAAAGACAUGGCAACGAGCAAGACAAAGUGAAACUGAUUCCUUUCGGGGCACUUGUUAACUACCUCCCCAUUGCCGAAAAGCCUAGAAAAGCUGGCAAAGAGGACGCGGCCCUGCUCGAACGGGGGGAUCCUGAAAAUGACGCUCUUGAGAUUCUCGGAGCUGAUGAAGAUGUUUCGAGCAUGGCCUUGCCCUCUGAAACGAAGGAAACCAAAGAACAACGCUCGCAAAGGGAGGAAGAGCUGAGAGAGAUCGAUAGACGUGCGCUCGAUAUGGUCAUGACGCAGGACUUUGAUGUGCAGCAUGCAAAGGACAUCAUCCUGAAGUUCACUUCGAUAGAGAAAGGAAUAGCGAAGAAUUCGCGGAGCAUGGCCACCGGUAGAGGGUUCAUAGUCCUGGGGCUGUAUGCGUACGGAGGAAAGGUUGGCAUUACGAAUAGUGCCAAAGAAUAUCCGGGGAUAGCCAUGGUGUGCUGCGAGCUGAUAGCAAAAUGUUUCCCAGAAGCUACUUUUACAACGGUGAUUGUGUCUGUCGGAACCAGGAUGGGGCCUCACAAGGACAAGUUUAACGAGAGCCAGACGUACAACUUUGUUGUGCCGGUAAGCGAGAGGGCGGGUGAAGCUAUGAUCUGGACAGAAGAGGAACAGUGUGAGAAUGAGAGUGGCGACGCCGCCGGGAUAAAGAAAGAGGUGCUUCCGGGAAAAUGGAUAUGGGGAAGGACUCGGAAGGUUGAUAGUGGGCUAAAGUUCAAUCCAAGAGUUUGGCAUGCUACCGAAGAUGCCUUGGCGCCGGAGGAUAGAGUGAUAGCGGUGGGAUAUACCCUGGCAGCGGGUAAAAAGGCAUCUGUGGAAGACAAGUGGAAGUUGAUGAGGCUGGGCUUCAGAUUGGAUGAGCACUUUGCGACAUUAGCGGAUGGCUUAUGCCAGGCGGCGUGUGCAGACAACGGUGGGGAUGGGGAAGAAUAUGUAGAUCACGACGCCGAAGAAGAGCAAGCAUAUGCCAUGGCAUCCAAGGCAAAGUUCGACACUCCGACAUCACCCGGAUUGUUCCUAGGUUACGCGCUCCAACCAGGGGGUGUUCCGAGCGGAGACUAUAUAGUGGUUGAGCUGGCGCACCUGUAUCACGGAUGGACGGUACCGUCGAUACACCGCGUGAAGAGGAUAGUACUUGACGAGGAGAUGCCCAACUACUUCCCGAUGCAAGCUGUGGCUGAUAGGAAGUCGAGAAUCAUGACAGCGACUCGAGCUGAUGUCCUGGCCAGAUUGGAACUGGAGAGAGAGGGGCAGCAAGGAGAGGAGACGGAGGAAAUCUUCGCAGAGGAGAGAAGGGUACGAGCCGAUGUGAUGAGACAAAUUAAGUGCGACGAUCAGCAUCUUCAAAACGGGGAUUUCUGGGAACAUGAUGAGAUAGACCAUUCGUGGACGCUUCAUCACAUCUUACCCCGAAAGGAGCUGUGUACCCCAGGCGAGGAGGUCAAAGGUACAGGUGGCCCCGGGGAUAGAGAGCUGGGUCCAAGGAGGCGAACGUGGAUAGUGUACGCCGAUGGUACAUCGGAGGUACUGGAUGAGGAUAGAAUGAAGGGCAAGAAGAAGAUCACCAAGAAAUGGACGGGGUGCACUACGUUCUGGGAAAAGGGGGAGCCUGAGGGAGAGAUAGAGGAUGAAGCCAAGGAGCGGGCGCGGGGAGAGAAGGCGACGGGUAUACGGGGGGUGGGUUUAGACUACGAACAGGACAUGCCCAGGAUAGAACGGCCGUACGCGAGAUCUCACAAACCCAACUCCAUUUCGUCGGCAGAGUGGAAUAGGAUGAGUCCGGGACAGCGACUGCGCUAUAUAGAGGGAGACAAAGAGAGGAUCAUCAGAGGAGAGAGGCCUCCCUCUGCCGUUCGAGGGCAAGAGGGAAUAGGACCGCGUCCCGCAGAAAUUGGAGUUCGUGAAUGGAUGGAGAAAAUCACCGACCAUGGACAGGACUUCUCACCGCGGGAAUACCGAUGGGAUUCUCCAUCGGGAAUGCCUGAGGGUGGCCGAGUGUGGGCAGUAAGAAACAAUCGCGCCACAUCCUACCGAUUCUAUGGCGGAAGGGACAAAAGACGGCUCGAGCUCUGGUGGAGGGUCACUCGGAGCGCUAAUACUGGGGAGGUCUUAGAAUCCAUUGAAUAUGACUCAUGCAUACAGGCGGAGAUGAUGCGCAAUAGAGGGAGGUACCGAUUCGUUGUGCCCAGGGACAUCAUCACGGAGUUCUGGUACAUCCCCGACGGAGGAGAAGACCGACGAAUCAGGGAUAGAGGAGGACCAGCAGAACCUGCCGCACCGGCAUCCAGGAUGGGAGGUACUGAGGAGGUUGCGAAAACCAUCAAUCAAUUGUGCAGCACAGCUGGAAUAGCGCGAACGCCGUCCGACAACAUCAUUGGGGAAAUAAUGAGGGAGUUGGGCGAACAGCCUAAAGUGCAGGUCAUGGGGAUCGGAAUAGAUGAAAUAGGGGAUAACGGAGGUGAGAACGUAUCUUGGAUAUCGGGGGAAGGAUGUGUGAUAGGAGAGGAUGUGACGGAUGUGGUCAUCGCUAUCGAUGCGUCUAGCGAAGGCAUGAGUAUAGAAGUUGAUCGAAAGGCAUCCGGUUGGAGACGUGAGGAAGGUCUAGAUAGUACGCGAGAGGCUCGAGAUAGAGUGUUUGGUAAUAUAGAAAAGGUUAUCACCGACGCCAACAGCAGAGGAAUAGUGGCUACGACCAUAUGGAUAGGCGGCAAAAGUCGAUUGGCCGACGAGACCAUUGUUCGAAUGGCGCUUGCCUGGGACAUGUGGAUAGUACGGAGUGAUGGAUGCAUGCUGGGUAUGAAUGACGGGGUGGACGCGUCGUGUUACAUAGGAAUGAUCACUCCAUGUAUGAUGAACACGAUCGCGGCGGACAUGCUAGCAUGCGAUCAUAUGCCAAGGGAUCAUGAGUUAAUGUCGCACAUGGUGAGGACAUCGGACACGAAAAUGGACGUGCAACGAGAGCAGGAGCGUAAGGCGAUACGCGAAAUGAUCAAGGUGAUAGAGGACGUGGUAAGCAUCUGCGGCGAGGAAGAGGGUGAUUCGGUGUCGAUGGCAUGUGAAGAACACGAGGGAGAAUAUCUCGGAUAUAGUAGUGGUAUGGUGACACUGGACGUGGACUCCUUGGCACAGCUGGAAAAGGGAACGAUUAGAGGAAACUCGUAUUGGGUGAUAGACAUGGAGGGAGACGACGAGCACGUCGACGAUGCUACGGAUCGAGAAGAUCAGACGCUGGUGAGGAACUAUGCUGCUGCGGCUGCCGAGGAUGGGGCACCGUACAUCAGUCGUGAGGAGCCCAGAUGGAAAAGAUGCAUAGUUAUGAAUAAUCCAGGCCGAGAGGCAAUGGGGGAGGUCUUCGGACCCCGGGCGAAACACAUACAGGACCUGCGCGUGAUCCUGGUCGACGGCGACGACAUAGGCAAGGUUAGGAUGAUGAAGCCAAACAGUCGCCGCACCAGACAUAGCACCGGAGGGGCCGCGGUAGCUUACCCUGGAGAAGAGCUCGAGGUGGGAGACAUGAACUGCAACGGAUGGAUAGUAGUGCUGGCCGGGGAGAGGGAGAGCAGCGACACAGAUCGACGCCACGACCAAGAUAGAGAGGAAAGCUCCGGAUUCGACGACCAGAGUGAUGUGUUUGAUUCAGAAGGGUGGACGCUGUCGGACUUGGAAGAGGAACGGGAACCUGUGGAUGAGGCAUUCUUCAGGGCCGGGCACGCUGAAACCAUCAACCUCGAGACUAUGGAAAAGGGCGAAUGCGACAUAGUCAUGUGGGAGGCAGAGAGGAAUGCACUGGUCCUCGAACUAAAGGACGACAUCCAUGUUCCGUUGAUAGGAUACACCUGGGUUCGUACUGGGAUAGCAUAUCCGGAAGAUCCUGGCACAAGUGUGAGAGUGUCUGCGCUUGGACAACUUGUGGCGGAAACUAUGUGCGACGUCAUAGGAUACGAGGACGAGGAGUAUGGAGAUGGAAUAGUCGCAGUCCCUGCUAUACAGGUGGAUGCAGAUCAAGAGGAUAGCUGGGAAGAGGUUGCGGAAAAUGAAGUGUGUGAUAGCAUCGACGAGACAGUAGGAGAACUUGAGCCACUGAUGGCCACAAUCAUAGAGGACGAAGAGGAAGACAUCGAGGAAGUGUUCGGACUUGUCGCUAGACCCGUGACGAAAGCUGAGAGGGCGAUCAACCCCAAGGCUCGGGCCGCGCUUGAUAAGGAAUGGAAAAAGCUGAUGGAUCAAGUGGUCUGGAUAAUGGAGGAGGUGCGUUCGUGGAAGGACGUUCAGCGGGAGGCAAUGGAUAGAGGGGAAAUAGCUCAUGUAGGUCGUAUCUUCGACAUUUGUGUAGAAAAGAACUGGGAGCUUGCUGAAGACGAUCCUCUUAGGAAGUAUAAGGGGAGAGUUGUGUUUGAGGGAUGUCAUGUCAAAGACCAGGAGGGAAAGUGGGCCAUCUUUCAGGAAAUCACAUCAUGCCCUGCGACACUUGAGGCAGGCAAGAUGGCGGAUGCCUAUGGGAUGCUGCCAGGACACGACAUCGAGAUGUCGGACGGUGAGUCGGCAUACACGCAGGCGCUGUUGGGGGGGCCUAAAACAUGGAUACGGAUCCCGAGGGAUAGGUGGCCAGAUGAAUGGGAGGGCAUAGACGACCCCGUGGUGCCACUGAGACUAGCUUUAUACGGGCAUCCGGAUGCCGGGGGGUUCUGGGAAAAGCACUGCGAAAAGGCUGUGACUGAGGUCGGCUUCGAAUUCCUCUCAGAUUGGCCUAGUGUGUUUUUCCAUAAGGAGCUGAAGCUGAUGCUGGUGAUCUACGUCGACGACUUCAAGCUUGCGGGGCCCAAAGAGAACUUAGCGAUAGGAUGGGAGAAGCUGGCGAAGAGAAUCAAGCUCGAAGAGCCACGAAGUAUGGGUAGGUACUUGGGAUGCUUGCACACGGCUAGCGCGAUACCUUUUCGGUCGCCGUUUGAGCCGAGACACGAGUGGACGAAGAUCAUCGAGCCCAAGAAGGAACCGCCUAACUUCGUGGGGAAGGCCGAGGCGAAGGAAGAUAGUCCAGAUGAAAUCAGGAUUCUUCGAUACGAUGUUACCGAUUUCAUGAAGCAGUGUGUGGAUAGAUAUCAAGAGUUGUGCUCGACGGCAUAUCCUAAGCCACUGGAUAAAGCUAAGACCCCAUAUCUCGACGAGAGCCGCCCAGAGUUCGACGAGAACCCAGUAGACGACAAGGUGAACGAAAUUAUGGGGAUAGCCAAGUACGAGCUGCCGGAUGAGGGGCCGGGAGUGUUGAAAGAGCACGCCCCUGCGGUGCUCAUGAAGAUCUUGUAUGGGGCCAGAGUCGGAAGGUAUGACCUUCUGCGACCAGUACAGGUUCUGGCGUCGAGGCUGACGACCUGGACACAUCUCUGUGACAAGAGAAUGCAUAGACUGAUCUCAUACAUCAACGAGACGACCACAACGAGCCUCUACGGAUGGGUCGGGGAUAGGAUAGGAGACAUCCGUCUUGUGCUAUACUGUGACGCCGAUCUUGCCAGCGACAAGAACGACCAUAGAGAGAGAACAGGCUAG
This is a messenger RNA of Symbiodinium natans, 12783 nucleotides long. Lineage: Eukaryota; Dinophyceae; Suessiales; Symbiodiniaceae. The record is from the annotation of a GenBank genome assembly.